Cladophialophora psammophila CBS 110553 is the source of this 564-nucleotide messenger RNA. RefSeq lists its product as uncharacterized. Bases 1 to 564 code for a protein of 187 amino acids. Lineage: Eukaryota; Fungi; Ascomycota; Eurotiomycetes; Chaetothyriales; Herpotrichiellaceae. The transcript has a single exon. The record is from RefSeq and is a predicted model, not a curated record.
AUGGUCAAGUUUCGGGGCAUUGAAAUAUGCAUCAUAUCACAGUUCGACAUCUGCAAGCUGCCAGAGUUCCAGUACUGCAAACCCCCUCGACUAAAGGAUCCUUUCCAAGCCAGCAACCAGCACGAGCACCCGUCGUCCUCCCCCUAUCCGACAGCAGCCUGCUUUGUUCCGACCUAUCCGGGCAGCCAGAUUUGGUUCGAGUACACCAUUGACGGUCCCCAUCCUCUCGAAGCCGCCUGGUUCUUCAAACUCUUCAUAAAUGGCAGGGCUAUCACAUCAUGGGACUGCACAUUUAAGCAUGGCUUCCAUGGCAAAAUGAUGUACAACUUGGUCAGCGAAGGCGUAGAUCCAGACACGGGUGACGCUGUAGUCAAAAGACAGGCACUGAGAUUCGGAGAUGGGCUGGAUGACCGCGAAAGAGGUGGGCAAGACGAGGAUUUGAUCCAGAUCAAUGUGCACAGGAUCGAACAUAAGAAGCGGGUUCGAGACCUUGAACCAGGGCUGGGGCAGGCCGACGCUGCCAGUGCUAACGCUGAUGGGUUGCGGCGAGUACACCUCCGUUGA